Molecule: messenger RNA, 1209 nt
Organism: Colletotrichum abscissum
Lineage: Eukaryota; Fungi; Ascomycota; Sordariomycetes; Glomerellales; Glomerellaceae
Product: 18S rRNA biogenesis protein RCL1
Exons: 1
Coding region: 1-1209 (402 amino acids)
Biological process (GO): ribosome biogenesis; endonucleolytic cleavage of tricistronic rRNA transcript (SSU-rRNA, 5.8S rRNA, LSU-rRNA)
Cellular component (GO): nucleolus
Molecular function (GO): RNA endonuclease activity
Source: RefSeq, a predicted model, not a curated record
AUGGCGUCCGCUCCCGAGUACCUGCGGUUCACAGGACACAGGUCCUUUGCGCAGCGACUAAUCAUAUCAACUCUGACUGGUCGGCCAGUUCACAUCUCUAAGAUUCGCAGCUCGUCGCCGACACACCCCGGUCUUGCGCCCCACGAGAUUUCAUUCCUCCGACUACUGGAAGCCGUCACCAAUGGUAGCUCUAUGCAAAUUUCGUAUACCGGUACGACCAUCACGUACCACCCCGGUCUGAUCACUGGAACGAUGGCUGGCUUUGGCGCAUCCGACGGCGACGUGAUCGAGCACAACCUCCCCGCAAACAACAACCGCGGCGUCACCUACUUCCUCCUCCCAAUCUGCCUCCUCGCGCCAUUCUCGAAGGCGCACGUAAACAUUCGAUUCACUGGCCCGGGUGUCAUCACAUCUGCGACUGAGACCGGCGAUAUCUCUGUCGACUCCUUCCGCACAGCCAUCCUCCCACUCUUUGGGCUCUUCGGUAUCCCGCCUGCGCGAAUUGAGCUGAGAGUGCUGUCGCGAUCCUGCCCUGGAAAGAAUGGUAGAGGUGGCGGUGGUGUCGUUGAGCUCCGGUUCGCAAGCCAGGUCCGACUCCCGAAAACGUUGCACCUGAACCGCAAUCCCGGCAAGAUAAGGAGGAUACGAGGAGUCGCAUACUGUACGGGAGUCUCAGCGUCCAACAACAGCAGAAUGAUUCACUCAGCAAGAGAGGUCCUGAAUGCUCUCGUUUCAGACAUUCAUAUCGCAGCGCAGUACGAUACAGCACCUCUUAUCACGGCGGCCGACAAGUCAAAGACACGAACGGGCAUUGGCUUCGGUCUCAGUUUGGUGGCUGAGUCGAGCUCUGUAGGUGUUCUCUACUCGGCAGAUGUAGUAGCGCCACCUGUGGGCGGCGUAGUGCCUGAAGAUAUUGGCAAAAAUUGUGCCUAUCAACUGCUGGAAACCAUUGCGCAAGGUGGAUGUGUCAGCAAAGCAUCGGCCAGCACCGUCAUGACGUUGAUGGCUAUGGGAUCUGAAGAUGUAGGAAGAUUGAGGAUAGGAAGAGAUGUCAUCGGAACAGAAGAGAUGGUUGGGCUCGCCAGGGACUUGCGGACAUUCGGCGCGAGUAGUUGGGGUUUAAGGGAUGUUGAAGACGACGAGUCGAACGAUAUACUUGUUUCGGUCAAGGGAAGCGGUGUUGGUAAUGUUGGUCGCAAAAUUGCUUAA